AUGGAGAUCUCCAAGAUCACGAUACCUGACGAAUGGUGUUAUUUUGCCAAGGGCAACGCCAACAUACUAUUUAAUUACACGGGCACCAACGAUUACUUGAGGCACAAACUACUUCGGCUCCGAUUAUUGAAGGAAGACGAACAGUAUAUUUCCACCUGCGAGCUAUACGACUUUAUCGAGCUCAAAUGCAAGCAUUUAUUUCCCAAACAGAUCAUAGACAUCCAGCUCGUGGUGCUUACACGGGACUUUGUCGACCGGUUGGAUUCCGCCGGCCACAAGGUGAAAUUACUGGAACGAUAUGGGUUGUUGAUCCCCAAUAUUCUUGAUGGAAAUUAUACCAAAUAUUCACUCAGCAAGAACUGUCAUUUAUAUGUGGGUGAUGGUUGGACGUCCAGCAGCCACGGCAAGCGUACAACAAACAAAAAUAACGAUAGCACACCAAAUAAAGUUGAGUCCAAAGAAUCGAUCGAAUCGGUGGUUUUUGAAAUAAAACCAAAAUGGCUCUACGACAACACAUCUUGCCGGUACUGUCGUACAUGCUCACAUAACCAGCUCCGGGGCUUUUCCCGGCACUUUUGUCCUCUUGACCUUCUCUACGACCAAACAAUUGACCGAGGAAUAGACGAUAUUCUCAACAAGGUUCCAACUUCAGUUCUCAAAAAUGUCGAGAAAAACUGCAUUCCUGUCCGGCUGCUCUUGCGGAUCUUCUUGAGCGACCCCUCCAAUGUGUUUGUCAAGCUCAAGGAGUACCAGCGGAUCAACAACAAAAACGACCUAAUCGCCAAUCUCACGCUGAUUCACGAUGUGCUGCAAAAUCUCUCGUUGGUGAUGACGCUUCGAGAUGUGGGACUUUUCAUCAAGAUUGAACGAUACGACAGAACGAACAACCACCAUAACUCACACAAUAACAUCCACAAUAUCAUCGAAGUUGAAAAUUACGGCAAGUUUGUCGUCACUUGCAACAUCUACGAUCUCGAUCUCAAAUCCAAAUCCAAGUACAAACACUGGCUCGACAUUGAGAACAAGCUCCAGAGCAUUUACAACUCGUCCAAUCCAAACUGGCGAGACUGCAUUCGAGUGGAAGCGGAGGGACCGACUUUUGAAAUUUGA
Meyerozyma guilliermondii ATCC 6260 is the source of this 1110-nucleotide messenger RNA. RefSeq names its product inositol pentakisphosphate 2-kinase (gene IPK1). Gene Ontology annotation, biological process: inositol phosphate biosynthetic process. The record is from RefSeq and is a predicted model, not a curated record. Gene Ontology annotation, cellular component: nucleus. Gene Ontology annotation, molecular function: ATP binding; inositol-1,3,4,5,6-pentakisphosphate 2-kinase activity. Bases 1 to 1110 code for a protein of 369 amino acids. NCBI's taxonomy places the organism in Eukaryota, Fungi, Ascomycota, Pichiomycetes, Serinales, Debaryomycetaceae. The transcript has a single exon.